ACGGUAAGAGGAGUGUAGUUGGUUUUAGGGUAUUUGUAAUUGUUGGAGACUCGAAUUAGGUUUCUUCCGCCGAAGGCUUCUGAGUCGCAUCGAGGAAGAGGAUGAUUCAACUUCUGUUCACAGUAAUCGCAGCCGAAAUGGCUCUGAUUUUGACCCUUCUCUUCAGGACGCCUCUGAGGAAGCUCGUGAUUUUGAGUUUGGAUCGUGUUAAGCGCGGAAAAGGUCCAAUCGUCGUUCAGACCAUCGCUGGAACCGUCUUCGUCGUCCUUCUCUCUAGCGUCUAUAGCAUGGUUAAGAUCCAGAACCGUAUGAUCGAGGCUGGCGAGGUUAAUCCCACGGAUCAGGUCCUUAUGUCCAGUCACUUGCUCGAAGCUUCUCUCAUGGGGUUUUUGCUGUUCCUUGCGCUGAUGAUUGAUAGACUACAUCAUUACAUCCGUGAGCUUCGGAUGCUCAGGAAGACCAUGGAGAUCGCAAAGAAGCAAAUUCGAGCGUCAGAGGAUGCAAGUGCAGAGAAGCUUAAAGGCCUGGGAGAAGAGGUAACUACCUUGAGGAAUAGAAUAACCAAACUGGAAUCUGAAGUUGAGGCAAAAACAAAAGAAGCAAAUGAUGCUGAAGCUGGAACAGAGGCCCUAAGAAAGCAAUCUGAGGAGUACCUGCUCGAGUAUGAUCGAUUGCUGGAGGACAAUCAGAAUCUUCGAAAUCAGCUGGAGUCGAUCGAACAUGGCUCUUCAUAAUCUGACUGAAAAAGAGGCGGUUGUGAUCUUUUCUGCAUCAUGUCGGAGGUUUAAGAAAAUGGUGCAUUUACGCUUGGCUUCAUCAGAGGGCCUCUGGUUUGUUGGGUCCGUACUCUAUGAAUUGAAUUUUAAGCAGGGGAAUUGAUGGAAAGAUGUUAUUUUGCAAAUUUAGUAUAUUAUUAAAAGUGGGAGCUUAAUCCAUCUAGACUACUUUCCAUGGCUAUUUGUACUGUCUUUUAAAUGUAACUAAAUUGUAUAUGAUAUGGUCCAUUUCGCUUCUUGUAA
Momordica charantia (bitter melon) is the source of this 1019-nucleotide messenger RNA. Its product is annotated as B-cell receptor-associated 31-like protein. The record is from RefSeq and is a predicted model, not a curated record. Lineage: Eukaryota; Viridiplantae; Streptophyta; Magnoliopsida; Cucurbitales; Cucurbitaceae. Gene Ontology annotation, biological process: intracellular protein transport; endoplasmic reticulum to Golgi vesicle-mediated transport. Gene Ontology annotation, cellular component: endoplasmic reticulum membrane; endoplasmic reticulum.